Molecule: messenger RNA, 1719 nt
Organism: Macrosiphum euphorbiae (potato aphid)
Lineage: Eukaryota; Metazoa; Arthropoda; Insecta; Hemiptera; Aphididae
Source: the annotation of a GenBank genome assembly
AUGGAUAUCGGAGAACUGUUGGACUACAAACCUGCUAACACUCCAAAACGACCACUACCUGAAGAAGAAGUUAAUCAAAUUCAAGAAAAUGAGACUGAUUAUGAACGACAGAAAAAACUUAGACGAUUAGCUAAACAUCGUGUUCAACAAAUAGAGAAACAAGAGCAAGAACGACUGAAGGCAGAACAAGAAAGACUCGCCGAAGAACAGCGAAUGAAACAAGAACGGCAAGAUAUGGUGCAAAAACUAGUUGAUGAAAAUCUUGCUGGUACUGAUGACGGGGUCUUAGAUGAAGCAGCUCUAAAACGCAUGAUUUUAUUGUUUGAAAAAAAAGUGCUGAAAAACCAAGAAAUGCGAAUAAAAUUUCCUGAAAAUCCUGAAAAGUUUAUGGAAUCAGAAAUUGAAUUGCAUGAUAUUUUAACAGAAAUGCAUGCUAUAGCAACUGUUCCAGAUUUAUAUCCUAUAUUAGUCAACCUAAAAGCUGUUUUAUCUCUGUUAGAAUUACUUACUCACGAAAACACUGACAUAGCAGUUGCAGUUGUCAAUUUAUUACAGGAGCUAACUGAUCUUGAUUCUUUAAAUGAAAAUGAAGAAGGUACUGAAAUAUUGAUUGAUGCAUUGCUCAGCAAACAAAUAUGUGCUCUAUUAGUACAAAAUCUUGAACGUAUGGAUGAAUCCGUGAAAGAAGAAGCUAAUGGUGUACAUACAACUUUAGGAAUAUUUGAAAAUAUUAUGGAACUAAGGCCUGACGUUGUGGUUGAUGUUGGUAAACAAGGUCUUAUUCAAUGGCUUUUAAAAAGAAUUAAAGCUAAAAUGCCUUAUGAUGGUAAUAAACUUUAUAGUAGUGAAAUCCUAUCUAUAUUGUUGCAAAACAAUGAAGAGAAUAGAGCUUUAGUUGGAGAAAUCGGAGGCAUUGACAAUUUAUUACAACAACUAGCAUAUUAUAAAAGACACGAUCCUUCUUCUCCCGAUGAACAAGAAAUGAUGGAAAAUCUUUUUGAUUGUCUUUGUUCUUGUUUAAUGGAUAAACAAAACAGAGAUAGAUUCUUGAGAGGUGAAGGACUUCAGCUUAUGAAUCUUAUAUUAAGGGAAAAAAAAUUAAGUAGAAAUGGUUCAUUAAAGGUAUUGAAUCAUGCUUUGUCAGGUCCACAAGGCAAAGACAAUUGCAACAAAUUUGUAGAUAUUUUGGGACUUCGGACCAUAUUCCCACUAUUCAUGAAAACUCCUAAAAAGAACAGAAAGAGAAUGCUUAGUACAGAAGAACAUGAAGAACAUGUUAUUUCAAUAAUUGCCAAUAUGUUACGUAAUUGUCGCGGUACACAAAGACAACGUCUAAUGACUAAAUUUGCUGAAAAUGAUAUGGAAAAAGUUGAUAGACUCAUGGAACUUCAUUUUAAGUAUAUGGAAAAGGUUGAAAUGAUCGAUGCUGAAAUUGAUGAAAAGAACGCUGGGGAAGAAGAUGAAGAUGAAAUUUAUCUGAAACGUUUAAACGGAGGUCUAUUUUCUUUGCAACUGGUUGAUUAUAUUACUUUGGAAGUUUGUAAUAGUGGCCCAAACAUAAAAAAGAGAGUAACUCACAUUUUAAACAUGCGAGGUGGAACAUUAAAAACUAUUCGACAAAUAAUGAGAGAAUAUGCUGGAAACCUUGGCGAUGAUGGGGAUAAAGAAUGGCAGGAACAAGAGCAACGUCAUAUAUUAAAAAUGGUUGAUAAGUUGUAA